AUAAAUUUCCACAUAAAGAGUGCACACAAACGUGAAGAAUAUUGCGAUGGUUAUGCACGCACGACUGACCUUCACGAAGAAUUCGAGUGUUUCGUAGCAAAAAUACGGAUGACACGGAAAGCGAACGUGAACGUAGUUGGAGGAGGGAGCGCGAAAAGCCGCGGCGAAUUCACGUUUGCAGUAGACGAUCAUCGGUGCGCUUGUUUCGCAAUACAAGCCUCCGUGUAGGUAGUCUGGAAGAAGCGUCGCUUUGUUCGCGUGAAACGUGCCGCGAGUGCUCGCCAGGUUUCGACGUGAACACACGAUACGUUUAUUGCCCGCCCAUUAUCCAGUGUGGUAUUACUUCCGUGUCUUCCAUCAACGCGUUCUCUCCUUCUGUUUUACUUGAAUAAUCUGACUACGUUAUAAAGUGGAGUAAAUCAGAAGAUGGUUUUAAAGUUGUAUUAAGUGAUGUCACGUGGAAAGUGCAAAGUGUAAUGAGUUGAACAAAGGUCUCGAAAUCUUGUUUUAAUCGAUAAGAUAAUUCAAAGAUAUCGGAUUAUAAAUAGCACUUUUAUUCGCAAAUGUAAGGUGACAAUGUGCAAAUAUCCUUAACGAACAGUGUUAUGUUCGAACACUGAAAGACUUCUCGAAAAAAAGUGAAAAUGUCAAAUGCAAACUUACCGCGCGUCGACGACCUAGAGAAGAGUCCUCAAUGGACCAUUCUCACCAAUGAAAUAAAUGGUCUGGAACAACUAUGUCGCUUGAAUAACCAUCGUCAUCCUAGACGGCAACCAUUGAGAUAUAAUUAUUAUCGAUAUUCGAUGCCUCAGAUGCAAAAAGCAACAUCUGUUUGGAUAGAACCUAGUAACGAAUUGAACGAAGAUUUUCAAGGAAACAAUGAAUUUUCAAAAUAUAAUACUGGAGAGAUAUAUCGAUGGAACUGGAGACCGAAGACAGAGUUCGAAAGAACUUAUUUUUUCUAUGAUUACGAUCAAGGGAAUCUUCAGCAUGACACGCAGAAAGAUUAUACUCCUCUUCAUUGUAAUAAAACUUUAAGUCAAAAUGUAAAUACUCAAGAAUCCGAUGAAUAUCAGACAUGUCAUAGUUCGUUGCUUCGAUCAGAUCGAUCCCAAAACUCUUUCAACGAGGGCAGCUUCGCACAGAUUUACAAUAAGAUCUACGACAACGAGCCUGCUUAUAGUGGAACCAGAGAAAGACUGCACGAGAUCUUCGAGCGCAACAGAUACUUGAGAAGAAAGUUCUUCUCCAGCACACCAGACGACGAUGCGACCAAUUAUAUUAGUGACUUUCCCAAGGAACUUGAGAACAAAAAUCCCAGCUCGACAUUGAAAUAUAACGGAUUCGGAAGUACAGAAACUAUCACCAGUCAGAGCAAUCAGUCAUCCUUAAGUAGCAACGACAGGAAAUCUAGGUGUCAAUCGAACGUCACCACUCUUGAGGCCGAGGAAGAUAUUUGCAAUAGCGAGUUCUCUCACAAGACCAGUUGUUCGAAGAGUUCGGUAAACGUGGAUCAUAUGGAAGACGGACGCAUUAUGUCGACCACGACAAAUGGAAAAUUGUUAGUGAACAUUGAAUCAGGAAAUGAGGUAUGUCAAGUGAACGAAUCUACGGGCUUACAUAAUGCAGUUUCUAUGAAAAAUUCUACUCUAAAUAACAGUUUAGUACCUAGCCAAAAAUUCAAUUCUAUGGAUAAUUCCAAGUAUGAUUUAGAUGAUGUUAAACAAUGUGAUACAGUUAGUCAAUACGAAUCAAACGCAUGGACGUGUUAUCAACAUAACUUGGAAUAUAAGAACGAGAGUAAAUAUCAAAAUGGAGAAGGUAAAAUUAGUGGUAGUAAUGAAAAACUUGAUCUACUUUCGAAUUCUCAAACCAAUAUCAAAUAUACGACAAAGGAUAUACUUCAACAGCGGCAAGAAACAAACAAAACUAAUAAAUCUGAGAAAUACGAGUCCUUGAGCAAAAAUCAAAAUAAAGAUGUGUAUAUUUCAAAUCUAAAGGAACAAGAAGUAAAUAUAGAACCUGAAGAUUCCAAAUAUUCGUAUCGAUUGCAGGACAAUUACAAAUUAGUAGACAAUACCGUAGGAUCGGACUUGUCCAUUUCUGAGACCAACAGAUCGAAUGGAACGCCAUUUAAUAAAGACAAAACUUGGAUGAAAGAUAAAUUCACUUCACGAGCGACAAAUAGAUGGGAUUCUUUACAAAAUCUUUGCAUAUCCCUACCAAAUUUAUCUUUUUACGAAAAAAUGUCGAAUUCUUCGGAUAAUAAUUUUACGAAUAAUUUAGCAACAAAUUUAUCCCUUCAAUGUGAUUCGAAAUCAGGAGCAAAAUCUGAAUUAUUAAUGAACAUCCCAAACGAACAAGGCAGACAAGAAACAAAAAGACUCGCAGAUAUUUCGCGUCACAGGUCGAUCUACCAAAUAGUUGCAGAGAACCAACGAGCUUAACUUUACGAAGAGUGAAAAUAGCAAAAGUGCCACCUCCUUUGGACUUGUUCAGAGUGAACGAAAAGUACGAAGAAAUAGAAGCUUUUGAGAGGAAACAGUUGAACACGAUGAACGCGUCUCCCGUUCGA
Bombus impatiens (common eastern bumble bee) is the source of this 2575-nucleotide messenger RNA. RefSeq lists its product as uncharacterized. NCBI's taxonomy places the organism in Eukaryota, Metazoa, Arthropoda, Insecta, Hymenoptera, Apidae. The record is from RefSeq and is a predicted model, not a curated record.